AUGUAUAAAGAUCUCCUGUUGGGCGUCUUAAUAAUAUGCUUUUCCGUUUUCAAUGAAUCAAAAAUAGUUAAAGAAAAUUUGGACAUUCCAAAUUAUCAAAAUGAUAAUAGAUAUGUAUUACUUGAUAAGAACAAUGUUAGUGAUUUCAUUCAAUUAAAAGAAAACAGUUUCUUAUUUAAUGCCACCUGUAAAGCAUCAGAUAUUUUAAGUACCAUUACGGACUUUUUUCCAAAUAUCAAAUUAUUCACAGGUUGGGUAAAGAGGUUUGAAUUGAAUAAUGUUAAUUCAUACGAUAAUGAUUUUAUUGAGAAAGUAUUAGAGCAUACGUGGGAUUCAGAAAAUAAGGAGUUUAUUGUCACAAUAAAAAAUAUUAUUAAAAAAUACACAGGGAAUGAUUCAUUUAUUUUACAAAUUGGAUUAAAUAGUAUUGCACCAUUAAUUUUAGAAACACCAGAAAAUGUUAUAUAUAUAGAAGAAGAUUCUGAAAUAUGCAAAAAUUUUUUUCUUUAUAAAAAAAAUAGAUGUUUAUUGAAAUUAAAAAGACCAGAAUUUUAUUGUAAAAUACAAGAUGAUAUCUCUAUGAGCAGUAAUAAUAGAAAAAACGGUAUUAGUGAUGGGAAAAAUAAAGAAGAUAUAUAUGAAACAUUAGAUUUAAUUACUAAAAUAUAUCAAAAUAAAAAUAGUAAAGUUAUAGAUAUUUUAAUUAUAAGCAAUAAAUAUCCAAUUGCUUUGUUAUAUUAUAUAUACCCAUAUUUAGAUUCUUCAACAGUUGUUAUUUUAAUGGAUAAUAUAAACCACAAAAUGAAGAACGCCAUUUUUCAAUAUUAUAAUUUCAUAGGAGAGGCAGAUUUUUCCAGAGUUUUCGAACAUAAUCUUUUCACUACUUACAAAAGUUCUAGUGACAUAAAGGAGAAAACCCACAAUAUAUAUGAAAAUGAUGAACAUGUAUAUAUUUAUAAUAAAAUGAAAAAAUCGCCAUUUUAUAUCAUGGCAUUAAAUCCUAAAAUAAAGAUGAACCCACCAGAAGAACAAUAUAAACGUUUUAUUUCAAAUGAAUAUGCAUCUUCUUAUGAGACUGAAAUUAGUCGUAUGUUAAAAGAAAUAAAAAAGACACUAAAAAUGAAUAAAGAAUUAUAUGAAAAAUAUAAAUUACUUUUAAAUAAUUAUUUUUCUACUAUUAAUGAAUUUGAAUUUGAUAAUAAUGCCGAAAUUAAAAAAAAUGUAAAUGAUUCUUUGACUUCAAUUAUAAAAUCUUUUGCAAACUCUAGUGAUAUAAAUAAUGAUAAUUAUAAAUAUACUUUAGAUGCAUUAAAAAAUAUAUUUAAUACUAUGUUGUUUAAUGAAUAUGAAAAAUCACAAUUUAAACAUUUGUUUACACCACUUAUAGAUUUUUUUAAGUUAUAUUUAAAUACAAAUGAUUCUAAUUAUAUUAUAUAUGAAUUCCUUCUUUAUGGCUUAAUUACAAAUUCGCAUGGCAUUUCAUCAUAUGAAUCAAAAGAAUUAUUAUUUUUAGAAGUUUUAAGAGAUGUUUCUAAACAGAUGAAUACAUUAUCAAUAAAUGAAGUAAUUGGUGUUGUUACAAAAUUAAACAUUCUCCUUAAAAAACUUAGAUCAAGAGAUGGCAUGGAGCCUGUAGAAAAAUUUAUAAAGGAAAACUUUGGUUUUGAUUAUUCGAACCAAGAAUUAUAG
This is a messenger RNA of Plasmodium vinckei vinckei, 1689 nucleotides long. Its product is annotated as conserved Plasmodium protein, unknown function. Bases 1 to 1689 code for a protein of 562 amino acids. NCBI's taxonomy places the organism in Eukaryota, Apicomplexa, Aconoidasida, Haemosporida, Plasmodiidae. The record is from RefSeq and is a predicted model, not a curated record. The transcript is spliced from 3 exons.